AAUUAUUUCUAGGUUAUAUAUCCAUGACAACAACAAUAAUCUACAUAACAACACACAAAUUCUGCUACUUUAUUCGCAGUUUCUUUUGCCAGUAAAUCCCUCACACCUCAUUUAUUCGGUGCAAAAAGUGAGGUAAAAUCUAACUUACCAUCUCGGGAAAUUACUCGUUUGUAUAGUUGAAGAUUAUGCAGCAAAAGGUCCAAAAGUUCUGGAUUGCAGUGCCUGACACGGUCUGCCAAACGUAAAAAAAUCGACCAACUGAAACGCUGCUAAUCGAUAUUAUGCGGAUAUUAUGCAAAGGAUUUAAUUUAUACAACCAGUUGAAUUGCCCAGCGAAAUGUCCAACUGUGGGCGAAUUUCAACUGACUGGAAACUGCAGCCCUGGAGACCAUUUUUCCAUUGCCCACACCUACUCAGUUCUGGCCAGUGACACUGUGCUUAAACUGCAUUGUAAUUUGGCUAAAACCCAACAAUUAGAUCUUUGCAACACGAAAAUAUCCCGAGUAACUGUUGGAGAUGACAAACUCCUGGUCCUUGCAGAAGACGGCCAGUUAUUGAAAGUUUCCCUCAAAGAUUGGAGCCCUGCACCUUUACCAAAAUUCAUCGGCAAUCAAGACCGCGUUAAAUGCAUCAGCUCCACUUCCAAGCUCUUCAUGGCAUAUUCAGAAAAUGGGCUUUUAUACACCAUUCCAGAACAAGUGGAUUUUGUUAACAGGAACAUAGUCGACAUGCAAUGUGGAAGAGAGCAUUGCCUGCUGCUGGAUACUGAUGGAAACGUUUAUAGCUUUGGUGCUGGCAGUCGCGGGCAGCUUGGGACUGGCCAGUUAGAUGACCAAUCCUCUCCUGUACUGCUCCAAGCUCUGGCUGGGAUUAAAAUAGCUAAGAUUGCAGCAGGUGGUUGGCACUCGGCUGCUAUCAGCGAAGAAGGCGACCUUUACACAUGGGGCUGGAACAGCAACGGCCAAUUGGGGCUGGCCUCUUUUGAGGCGGGCAAAGAGAAAACUGUCUCAGUUAUGGCUACACCCCAUGUAGUGGACAUUGAUAAUAGCUCGAGUUUGAAUGUUACGCAGGUGGCAUGUGGAACUAAGCAUACCAUCGCCCUCUUAGUAAAAAUACAUAAUUUUCGAUCCUGCCCAAGUAUUUCCUUCCAUAUUUGCGAGAUUUGAAAAUGAAAGAAAUGAAGCCGAAAAAGUGCCACUUACUAAGAGGGUAUUUUGUCACUUUUUCGGAAUUUUAGAGAACAACCAUCUGUAUGGAUGCGGCUUUAACAAGUACAAGCAAAUCAAAUCUGAGGACCGAGAGGACUAUAAUGAAUUCACUUUUAUUCGCGACUUUUCCCAGGAAAAUGUCGAUAGGAUUUUGUGCGGGCCUUGGAACUCAGCCCUUAUAGUUGAUAGUUAAUAGUUACUGUUAUUUAGAAAUCAACCAGACCCAGUAAGAAAUGUGUGCGCCAGUAAACUCCGCAAUUUUAACGUAUCGUCUUAAACUUUUGACUUAUUAAGGGAAAUAUUUUUUGAAACGACAACCUAAACUCGACGUGAAAUUUGAGCUUUACAUAAUAAUUCAUUUUCCUGCACAGAAAAUACGUUUGGAAACCGGAUAACUGGUGUUGUGUGUACGUCGUUGUACGAAAUGGAGUCGUGCGGAAAGUCCGCUUGAAGCAAACGAUAAUUACUGCGGAAACUUUCGGCAUACAACAUAAUAUUUAGAUGUAACUGCACUGUAACUGAGUAAGGAAUUACUAGUCACGUUUCAGUUUAAUCUAGAUUUUAUUUCCUCAUCCACAUUUUAGUUAAUAUUAAGUCGUAAAACCUGCCCAGUGCGGUACGUAAAUAAUUACAAAAGAUUAUAUAUAAUAAAGCGACAUACAAACACACCGGUUUGUAAUUCAACACAUUUUCACGAGCAAUUUUCAUAAUCAAUCUCUGCUGUUGCAAUUGCCCAAAUAGACAAUUAAUUAUAAUUUUUUUACUUUCCAAAAAUAUUUCGAUGACAAUAUUAAUUACUUUAGUAAUCACAUUGUGAGCGCUACUCUUUCAUUAUUGGCCAUUUGGUUGCUAAAGGCACAUCAUUAGUAACAUUGAUGCUCACAUUCAUCAAUCUCUUAAUUCAUUUUAGAAUAAUUAACAGCGAUAUUUUUCCACUAUUCGUUUUUAUAUAACAUACCUUCGUUAUUGAUUAAGGGAUGUUUCCGCACGAAAGACUGCCUAAGGGAUGUGUAAUUAAAAAAAGAUUAACCUCGUUAUGGGAUUUUACUAUUUUUCACGAAUUAAAAAAAAUUGCAAAUUUAAGGUGUCGUUUAAUUGAAUUUGCCCUAAAUGCGAUGCCCCAGUAGCGAGUGUUUUAUAUUAUGUGCAAUUAAAAUUAUUUAUUCCGAAUAUCAAACAUAUUCUAUAAAUUUCAUCAUUUCCACACGAGGAAAUUGAUAUUUGUUAAAUUGUUUAUUUUAGUUCACAAAUAUUUUAUAAAUAAAUUAAAAGAACAAAUUAAAAUAUCCAGAACUGAUUGGAAUCAUGCGUUUUAUCGACUAAAUUAUUUCCAGUAAUGCCCAAAUUUGAACUGUAACAUGCUAAUCUACCCGUUCUCUGUUGGGUAAACUGCGGGCAAUAAUAAAUUAUCGUGGAGUAAA
Molecule: messenger RNA, 2629 nt
Organism: Dendroctonus ponderosae (mountain pine beetle)
Lineage: Eukaryota; Metazoa; Arthropoda; Insecta; Coleoptera; Curculionidae
Product: ultraviolet-B receptor UVR8
Exons: 5
Coding region: 282-1166 (294 amino acids)
Source: RefSeq, a predicted model, not a curated record